Molecule: messenger RNA, 3151 nt
Organism: Ceratosolen solmsi marchali
Lineage: Eukaryota; Metazoa; Arthropoda; Insecta; Hymenoptera; Agaonidae
Gene: Myo31DF
Product: Unconventional myosin ID
Exons: 15
Coding region: 21-3077 (1018 amino acids)
Biological process (GO): actin filament-based movement; actin filament organization; endocytosis
Cellular component (GO): plasma membrane; actin cytoskeleton; cytoplasm
Molecular function (GO): ATP binding; actin filament binding; microfilament motor activity
Source: RefSeq, a predicted model, not a curated record
CGACGACGACCAUCAUCACCAUGGUCGCGCACGAGGACGUCGGUAUCGGGGACUUUGUGCUGCUGGACGAAAUCAGUCACGGGAGCGUCGUCGAGAAUCUCCGAGUCAGAUUUAAUGGAGGAAAAAUUUAUACUUACAUUGGUGAAGUAUGCGUCAGCGUCAAUCCAUAUCGAAGUACAAACAUUUAUAGUUCCGAGUAUGUGGAGAAGUAUAAAGACAGGGAACUCUUUGAGAAUCCGCCACAUAUAUUCGCCAUUGCCGACGCCGUGCACAAGGAGAUGAAACAGCAGGGGCGAGACACGUGUAUCGUCAUAAGCGGCGAGUCGGGCUCGGGCAAAACCGAGGCCAGCAAAAUCAUAAUGAAGUACAUCGCCGCUGUGACGAACGUGGACGGCCAGCAGGAGAUCGAGAGAGUGAAAAAUAUACUGAUUCAAUCAAAUUCUAUAUUGGAAUCAUUUGGAAAUGCUAAAACCAAUCGAAAUGAUAAUUCUUCAAGAUUUGGUAAAUAUAUGGAUAUUAAUUUCGACUUUAAAGGUGAUCCCGUCGGUGGAGACGUCACAAAUUAUCUUUUGGAAAAAUCUAGGGUUGUUUAUCAACAAAAAGGCGAGCGUAAUUUCCAUUGUUUUUAUCAGCUUAUUAAUGGUUGUAAUGAAACGGACUUAAAGGCAAUGCGAUUAAUAAGAGACCCUUCUAAUUAUAAUUAUGUUAAAAAUAGUACAAGCAAUAAUCAAACGAGUUCCAACGAUAAAAGCGAUUAUAAAGCUGUUAUGAAUGCAAUGGCGACCCUAGGAUUUACGCAAAUAGAAACGCAAACCAUUUGGAAUGUUGUUGCCGGUGUUUUGCACUUGGGUAAUGUUACAUUUAGUCUCGAUGAAGACAAAGUUAAUAUUAACGGAGACAAGGCAUGUACCAAUGCUGCUCAUUUAUUAUCCGUAAAUCAAACUGAACUUAAUGCAACACUGAUUCAAAGGAUUAUUGCCGCUGGAGGUGAAGUUAUGCAGAAAACACAUACUUUGGUAGAAGCUGAGUAUGGCAGAGAUGCUUUAGCCAAGGCUGUGUAUGAUAGAUUAUUUACUUGGAUAGUAUCGCGAAUAAAUAGUACAAUAAACGUUGCUUCAAAUAAUAUUUGCAAACGUUACAGGACAUUAAUUGGUGUAUUAGAUAUUUAUGGAUUUGAAAUAUUUGACUCCAACAGUUUUGAACAAUUUUGUAUUAAUUAUUGCAAUGAAAAAUUACAACAAUUAUUUAUUGAAUUGGUAUUAAAGCAAGAGCAAGAGGAAUACAAAAAGGAAGGUAUAGCGUGGCAAAACAUAGAAUAUUUUAAUAAUCAAGUGAUUUGUGAUCUCGUUGAACAAAAUCAUAAAGGAAUUCUUUCCAUUAUGGACGAGGCUUGCCUUAACGUUGGUAAGGUGACGGACAGAAUGCUCCUCGAAGCUAUGGAUAAAAAAUUAAUAGAUCAUAAGCAUUAUACAUCUCGUCAAUUAAAACCAACAGAUAAAGAAUUAGAGCAUAAAACACAAUUUAGAAUAAAACAUUAUGCUGGAGAUGUUGUGUAUAAUAUUAAUGGUUUUUUAGAUAAAAAUAAAGAUACGUUAUUUCAGGAUUUCAAACGCUUAUUAUACAAAAGUAAAAAUUCUAUAAUUAAAAGUAUGUGGCCCGAAGGUGCUCAGGACAUCACGAAGACAACAAAACGUCCGCUAACAGCAGGAAAUCUUUUUCGAAAUUCGAUGGUAGCUCUAAUAAAAAAUCUUACGAAUAAAGAACCAUUCUAUGUCAGAUGUAUUAAACCUAACGAAGUCAAAUCUCCAGUUGUUUUUGACGAGGCAAGAGGGAUGCAUCAAGUUCGAUAUUUAGGUCUCGUAGAAAAUAUAUUGGUCAGGCGAGCUGGUUUUGCCUACAGACAACGUUACGAUAAAUUCUUAAAAAGAUAUAAAAUGAUAUCGCAAUAUACUUGGCCGAAUUAUAGAGGCGGAAGUGACAAGGAUGGAGUGAAAAUGAUGAUGGAUGAAAAAGGUUUUUCAAAUGAUGUGCAGUAUGGACACACCAAAAUUUUUAUUCGAUCUCCACGUACGCUCUUUGCCCUUGAAAAGGCUCGAAGCAACCUCAUCCCUGACAUAGUCAUUUUAAUUCAAAAAAUGGCUCGAGGAUUCAUGGCUCGCAGAUAUUUUAGAAAGCUCUAUGCUGCCUACAUUAUAGUACAACAUUAUCGUCGAUAUAAAAGGCGAAUUUACGUAAAUGAGCUGAAAGAUACUUUUAAAGAUGCAAAAAACAUGCGCGACUACGGUAAACGUUUACCUUGGCCGAAAGAGAAUUACGCAGUUAAAUCGGUCGUACCUUUAUUGAAAAUAAUGUACGCGAGAUGGUACAGUUGGAUGAUUUUGAGAAGAAUACCCAGAGACGAUUGGCCGCAAUUACGUUUAAAGAUGUCGGCGGCAUCAGUAUUACGUUCGAAACGUCAACAUUACGGACAAGAUAGAAGAUGGGAAGGCAACUACCUUUCACAAUUCAAUGAAAAUUCCCACAAUGAUGUUUACAAUAUGUCAAUGAACAAUCUCAGAAAUGCUGAUCAUUUUAAAACAAUAUUAUUCAGUGCCUUCAUAAAGAAGACAAAUAAAUUUAAUAAACAAGCGGAUCGGGUCAUGGUUGUUACGGAGCAGGCUCUGUAUAAAUUAGAAAAUUUAAAGUUUAAAAAUUUGAAGAAAGUUAUGAACAUUGCAGAAAUUACAGGCCUUAGUGUUUCUCCUGGAAAAGAUCAGCUAAUUAUCAUUCAUUCUAAUCAUGGCAAUGACUUUAUUGCCUCUAUAAUAACGAAAGAUGAUAAGGUUGGAGAACUCGUUGGAAUUUUAAGCAACGCAUACUAUCAAUUAAGAAAGUCUGAUUUACAAGUCACAGUCGAUGUAAAAUUCAAGUGUAUGCUUGGAAACAAACGAAAAAUUUUACAAAUUGAAGUAAUGCCAGAAGUUAUGGAGCCAACUUUUAAAAAGGAUGGAGACAGUAUUGUCUAUGCUUUACCACCGAUGGUUGAAAUUAUCGACGAUAGUGCCAAUAAUAGAUUAAAACCCAAGACCGGGAGUUAACAAGUGGCGGAAGAUAUUUAAAAAUAUUCUAUUUUUUGUAAUAUAAAUUUAAAUAUUUUUUUAUAAGGAAUUUU